Molecule: messenger RNA, 381 nt
Organism: Seminavis robusta
Lineage: Eukaryota; Bacillariophyta; Bacillariophyceae; Naviculales; Naviculaceae
Source: the annotation of a GenBank genome assembly
AUGGCCGAGUUUGAGGCCUUUGCGGAUGAAAUGAAACAACGACUUGACGAGACAGCUGCUGGUAGUAGUAGCUCCCCGGAGAAACCCAUCAUUGCUGCCAAUUGGGGUCACAUUAUGGACGGCAAUCUUCAUUUCAAUGUCACCACACCUGGACACUUUGAUGUGGAUCCAACAGUUUUGAAUGCCUUGGAACCCUACAUCUUUGAAUGCGUCAUCCGAAAGGGCGGGUCCAUCUCUGCGGAGCAUGGACUGGGACAAGCCAAGCAUAAAUACUUGCCCAUGGUUCAUGACCCUGUGACCUUGAGAUUGAUGCACUCCGUCAAGGAGAUGCUCGAUCCACGGGGAAUUAUGAACCCCGGGAAGUACUUGCCUCAACCAUGA